GGACAAAGAGAAGCAUCGAGGGAUCUGGCGACGCCAGGCUGCCUAUUUGUCAAGACUUGAUUGCUGUCUGGUCUUUCUCGGGCGCCCGGGCCAUCAGCAGCAUUUCCGGUGUGCGGGCGACGUCGCUGCGGCGAUGCAGGUGUACGGCGAGGCCACAGCGCACAGCCUGGUCAUGAUGAAUGGCCACGUGCCCAAAUCGCAGCCUGCCCUGCCCUCAGCCGUCUGUCUGCCCCGCGAAGUGUCUGAGUACGUGCCGGCGGCGGGUGAGAUAAAGCAGGGUUCAGGUCUGGAGGGGCUGCGGCACAUAUUCGGCGACCUGCCGCUUGACGACUUCGAAAAACAGGUGUGUUCGACAAACAAACGGUAGAAGACUUAUGACCUGACCGCUGACCACACCUGGUUUGUCUGUCUGUCUAACUCUCUGUGUGUCCGUGGGUGACUGUGUGCGUGUGUGUGUGUUCAGGUGGUUGAGGAGUUUCGCGAGUUCUUCAACGAGUGGGAGGAGUGGGAGGGGGACGAGAGCCCCGCUGGCAAGGUCAGGCUGGAGGGCACCGUUUUCGAUGACGACAACUUCCUCCUCAGAUUCCUCCAGGGGUAUGUGUGUAUGUGUGUAUGAGGGCAUGUCCAGUCCACACCAGCACAACGCACACCAUCGAUAGAGUGUCUCUAUGUGUGUGCGGCGUGUGCAGGAAUGGUUGGGACUUGUGCAAGACUGCUCGCGACGUGAUGCACCAUCUGGAGUGGCGCCGCACGGCCCUGCCCGUGCCGCUGUCCCACGUGCAGCACCUCAUGGUCCGGCCGUCCGUCCGUCCGCCCAGAACACACACAUAUGUCAGUCAGGUCCAAUCUGUGCUGCCUGCGCUGUCUUGUGUGGUCUGUCUGUCUGUCUGUGGAUCAGCACUCGGGCAUCAUAUACCUUCACGGUCGCGACAGGUGUCGGCGGCCGAUCAUUGUCAUCCGCGCCAAGCAGCUGGGGCAGGUCACGCAGGAUGCCGCACUCAAACUCGCCUUCUACUGGCUCGGUAGGCACGCGCACACGCACAGAGGGAGGGAGGGACGGAUUGACGGUGUGUGAGGUGUGUGUGUGUCAGAGUAUGCCGUCCACAAUCUGAUGGUCAAGAACAGGGUGGAGCAGUGGAGGGUGAUCAUCGACCUGCAUGAGGUGGGCUACACCGACUUGCCCGUGACGACACUCAAGACGGUCGCAUCCCACCUCCAGGUAAGUGAUGCGCGUAUGUGUGCACACACAGCACAGCACAGCAAGGAAUGACAAGCAACGACCAACCGUCCCUCCCUCUGUGUUUUGAUGUGUGUGUGUGGUUCGACAGCGUAACUACCGCCAGCGUCUAUCGGGCAUGUACAUCAUCUACACGCCGUGGGUCUUCUGGGGCAUCUGGCAAAUGGUCUCUUACCUGCUACAGGUAAGCUAACACAACACAACCAACCAGUGGAGGGAGGGAUGCAGGGAGGGAGGGAGGGAUGGACCCAUGGGCCAACGUCGUGGUGCAUUCAAUGCAUGUGUGUGUGUGUGCAGGAGACGACCCGGCGGAAGAUCAAGAUCCUGGCCGAGAGUUUCGCAGAUGAGCUGCUCAAGGACAUCCACCCAUGCCAACUCGAAGGUCAGUGAGUCCGUCCGCUACACCUACCUAACCUACCUAGCCUCACACACGUCAGUCAAUCGUGACACAGAUAGAUGCAAUCCUGGCUUUCUGUCGUCCUGUGUGUCUCUCUUCUCUCAUUAUCCAUCACUCAUCAGAGCGGUACGGCGGUGUGUGUCCGAACAUAGUCGACUACGACAAGCCCAUCCUGCCCCCACCACCAUUCAGCCAAUAGGCAGGCAGUCACUGACACACAGUGGGUGGGAGUCGAGGGACGGGGUGGAUGCGAUCGAUACGGGGGCACUCACUGGCCGGCCGUGGAUGGGGGGGAUGGGUGGUAUUUCUUGGUUCGUCUGUGUGGUUCCUCUCACACUGCAGGCAGCACUCAGUCCAGUCAGUGAGGCUUUUUCGUCGACCAACGAACGAACGGCGCUUUGCGAGAGCAGGCAGGCAGGAAGGUGUGCGUGUGGUGUGGUGUGUGCAUUUGAGAGCAGUUUUGGCCCUCGUCUGUCUGUCCACCUGACUGGCUGACAGGCGUGGCGUGGGUGUGUGGAGGCCUGCAGACGGUAUCCUAUCCUAUCCGGUGCAGUCAGUGAGUGUCGGCCGCAUUUAUGUGCUGUAGAUUGAUGAGAUGGAAACCGCCGGUCGGUUGUAUCCAUGUGUGGGUGUAUGUGUGGAUGUGUGGAUGUGAUGUAGAUUACUCCCUUCCUGCUCGUGUUUGUUGAUGUGAAUGCAUUGAUUGCAUUUGGGAGUCGUAGGGGGUGGGUGGGGCUGGUGUGCGUCGAUCGGAUCGCUGCAGCUGCCAGGGACACACACACACACACACACACAUUACAUGCUCACAUACACGCCUGCUGUCUGGCUGUCUGUCGGUCUGCCUGUCUGCUCGCUGCUGUCUGGAUGAAAGGAUGGCCAUGCUCAAUUAAAGCGGACAAGCGGACAAAAGGAUGGCCGGUGGAUGGAUGGAUGGAUGGACACACGCAUGUGGGUGUGGGUGAAUUUUCUGUGUGACGUUGUGUGUGUGUCUUCAUGGCUUCUGCUGAGACGGCCGUCACGUCCGACUGAUAUUCUGCAGAUUGCAGCAAUAUGAUAUGAGUGGACGUGGACAAUCUUCAGAGUAUUAG
This is a messenger RNA of Vitrella brassicaformis, 2722 nucleotides long. The record is from the annotation of a GenBank genome assembly. Lineage: Eukaryota; Vitrellaceae.